CGUGCGAUCAUCUUCCCUACUCUACCUAACUUACUUCCCCCCACCUCAACACAUUACGUCGUUUGCGAUACUUAGUUCUUUGACUCCUUCUCUGCCUCUCUUUUUCUCUCUGUUGACUGUCGCUUUCAAGAAGCUAGUUGGUUUUGCUUUGCUAGAUACCCCAUUCCAAUUGUCGUCAUUUCAUCUGAUUCUUCUUGCUUCCCCUACUCCGUCCUUGUCUAGGAUGAUCGGGCCAAUACCGCCUUCGCAGUGCGACAGCUAAGCUUGCCUUGCUUUCUCUUUGACCUGCCCGCGAUGGCCGAUGACAAUGCAGGCGGUCGCCGUGAAAGACCUUGGCAUUUCCCUCUGAAUCGCAAGCUGCGACAUCUCCAGAGCAUCUCCGUCCGCAACCUCGUCGUCACACCACCGCCGACCAAACCUCGCGGGAAACCCAUCGAUGACGAAGAUGUACCCAAUUCAUUGCAGUCGCCUUCCAAAGUCCCGAUCGCCGAUGUCAAUCAUUCCCUGCACCCGUCGCGCUCCUUUACCGAUCUGAAGUCGUCGGCAACCACCAACCAUCGUUCCGGGAGUCAUAAGCAGGCAGCAGCAACACCACCACCACCACAACCAGCAGCAGCAGGCCCCCCAUUGCGACAAUGGCAUCGGAGGAACACCAUGCCGUGGAAUGCUCCCAACCCUCGCGCCAGACAGACGAAGCUGGAAGAGAUUACAAGCAGUCGCAUGGCCGAUACCUGGUUCUCUCUCCACUGCGACGGCGUCGAGAAACCGGUCUACGUGAGCGAACCGGUCGAGCAUGCUACGAACCCUAGCUUCCAGUCUUUCGAUCUCAACAUGUGCGGCCCCUCAGUGUCACGACGGGAUCAUCUGACUGUCAAGCUCUGGGCCAAGACCCGAGCAAUGGGGGACUUUGUGCUGCUGGUGGAACUGCGUUUAUGCUUGCAGUCACUCCAGUUCCUGGGGAAGUCGCUGGAUAGCUUCCAUCAACCGCUGCCGGCGAAUUCCAUUCUCUUCCACUUUGCCGACGGUGUGUACACGAAUUUGACCGAUCUCCCACCGGUCCUGGCUGCUGCGCCCGUACACUACUUCAAAACGGCAGAUGGCGUGGCGAUGUCGACCUCGUCGUACGAGGCGCUCAUGAAACUGGCCAAUCUGGAUGAUUGCAUCCAAGAUGCGCUCACAACCAGGGACCGGAUUGAGGCGCAGAUCAACUCGAUCCUCGACAGGGAACAACGCGGGGUGGCCGCCGCCGGGAAUCUCUCGCAGGCUCGGAAUAAACUCGCAGUCACCAAGCAUGCCAUUGCUACCGAGCGCCGGCAUCUCCACAGUGCUGCAAGGCGUAGGGAUGAAUUGGUUAAUAGCAUCAAGACCAGAAGAGAGGCCAUGGAGCAUGGGCAUGAUGUCCAGGCCAGGGCCAGGAGCCACCUUCCCGAUGCGCAAUCGAAACUGGGCUCAAGUGCCAGGCUACUGGAUAAGAACACUGAGGACUCGAAGGGUCAGAUCCGGCGUAUCUCGGAGGACUUGCUGACGGUCUACCCGAUCGAGCCCAUUCCCAACAAGCCACUUGCCUUCACCAUCGCGGGCCUGGCUUUACCCAACUCGGAUUUUACCGACGUCGACCGCGACGAGGUGGCGGCGGCCCUUGGAUAUACCGCCCACCUGGUCUACCUUCUAUCCUUCUAUCUCUCGACCCCGAUCCCAUACGCGAUCAACCCGUAUCUGUCGCGCUCGUUCAUUCAGGACCCGGUGUCUGCAUCGCUGCCCCAGAGGACCUUCCCCCUACACCCGGCCAGCGUGCAGUACCGAUUCGAGUACGGCGUCUUUCUGCUGAACAAGGACAUCGAGUUCUUGCUGAAUGUACAGGGUCUACGCGUCCUGGACAUCCGACAUACCCUUCCGAAUCUCAAAUAUCUGCUCUACGUGCUCACGGCCGGCACGUCGGAAAUUCCGGCCCGCAAGGCGGGAGGCAUCCGUGGGCUUCUCCCGGGACGAUUGACUCCCAGCAUGUCUCGACGCGGCAGCGAAGAGAGUGUGGCGACGCGCGAGUCGGUCGUAUCUCGCAAGGCGAUGAUGAGUCCUGCCCCGAAGAUGAACGGGAGUCUGGUGAUUGAUAGGACCAAACCGACGACGACAGCCAUCCCUAGCUUCCCCGACACGGCUGCUUCUUCGGUCGCCUGAGCAGAGCGCAAGUGGCCCGCCAGCAUUGACUCUGGAGUGAAUGCUUGGCCCUUCUUAUUAAUCUGGGGCUGGUGGGCGGCGCAUAUUAUCUAAUAUUCCUACUUUGUUGGCGUAAGACAUGAUUUUGUUUCGUCUUUUCUCUUCUCUUUUUUUUUUCUGUUUUUCUUCUAUCGGAUGAAUUCCAUUGGAGAGUUGCUGCAUUAGUUGGAUUAGCGUGACUGUGACCGGGGGUGUUCGUUCCCUUGAUCCGCCUUAUCGCAGCCAGCCAUUGCACAGCUGAGGUCAGUUGUUGCUUUCUCACCUCCCAGCUUUAUUUGUGAUGGGUUGGUUGCUUAGUGUAUUGUACAUAUUUUAUCCGUUUGGACGUUAUGGGUUCCCACUGUAUCUGUAGGAUAUGAAAGACAAUUGACAUGCGAUGCA
This is a messenger RNA of Aspergillus fijiensis CBS 313.89, 2595 nucleotides long. Its product is annotated as putative UV radiation resistance protein (UVRAG). Gene Ontology annotation, cellular component: endosome; lytic vacuole. Gene Ontology annotation, biological process: SNARE complex assembly. The coding region runs from base 295 to 2175 and encodes 626 amino acids. The record is from RefSeq and is a predicted model, not a curated record. NCBI's taxonomy places the organism in Eukaryota, Fungi, Ascomycota, Eurotiomycetes, Eurotiales, Aspergillaceae. Gene Ontology annotation, molecular function: SNARE binding. The transcript has 2 exons.